AUUGAUUUGUAUGUGAUAACUCUUUUUACAAUUUUGAGUUACUAAUUAUUUUUUUUUUCGUUAGUUAAUUGUUUAAAUAAAUAAUAAAACUGAUUGCUUUUUUUUUUAAAUAAUUAUUAUGAUAAUAAUGAGAAAAACAAUGUGGUUACUGUGAAAAAAAAAGAAAAAAAAAAACUUCAACUGGUCUGUCAAAAUCGUGGGAUGAUAUUUAUUAGUAUUUUCAAGAUAUCAAUAAGAAGAAAAAAUGAAUACCAAUUUUUAUGGUUCAACAAUGGAAAUGAACAGGGUAUGUCGUGUAUGUCUAGCAGAAACUGAUGGUACAGCAUCAAUAUAUACUCAACCAAUAACAGACACAAAUAUACAACAAGGUUUAACAUUUGCCCAGAAAAUAAAAAUAUGUGGUGAAGUUGAAGUUAAUAAUAAUGAUAAUUUUCCAUCAUCAAUAUGUGAAAUAUGUAGUUACAGAACAAGUGUUGCAUAUGAUUUUCGUAUACAAUGUCAAAAUUCAGAUCAACGUUUACGUUUAUAUUAUGAAAAACCAUCACGUUUAAAUUCAAUUGAAUCUGCAACCCAAACUGAUCCAAAAAUACACAUUAAAUUUCAUAAAAAUAAUGAUGAUCAAUCAAAUUAUUAUGUUAAACAAGAAUUACAAAAUAUAAAUAAUCCAACAAUGAAUACAAUUGUUUAUCAAAAUGACGUUGAACAUCAGCAUCAUCAUCAUCAACAACAGCAGCAACAUCAUCAUCAACAACAACAACACCAUCAUCAACAACAACCAGAACAACAAGUUCUUCAUCAUCAGCAUCAACAACAUCAUCAACAAGAAACAAUAAUUGAUAAUAAUAUAAUUCAAACAGAUGAUAAAUUAUAUUUAUGUCAAAUCGGUUAUGAAAAUACAACAAAAGAUCUUAAUAAAAAUUCUGUAUUAAUUGAAACACAAAAUAUUGAUGAUACAACAAAUUGCAUACAAAAUAAUACACAAAUAUUAAUAGCAACUGAUGGUAGUUGUGAACAAAGAAUUCAUGAUGUUGUUGAUGAAUCAUUACUUGAAACAAGUAAUAAUAAAACAACAAAUUCAGAUGAAUAUUUUAAUGGACAUAUUCUAGUAACAUCUGAUGGUGUUGUUGUUGCAAAACCAAGUGAACAAACAAAUAUACAACAAAAUGAUAAUUUAAAUAUAGUAUGUUCAUCAGAUAAUAAUUUAAAUACAAUAAUUGAUAAUAAUAAUGAUAAUAUAAAUGAUGAAAAUUCAAUUGAUACAAUUGAUGAAAAAAUAAUUUCAAAUCAUGAAGAAGAAGAUGAUAAUGAUGGUGAUGUUGGUAAUGAUGUUGAUGAUAUACGUCAACCAACAAUGAGAGCAGCAAAAUCAUCUGGUAAAUCAUACAAUGAUGAUAAUGAUGAUUAUCAAUGUUUAAAUGAACAAGAAAAACAAACAUAUAAUUGUAAUAUAUGUCAAAAAAAAUAUACAUCAAUUAAAAGAUUAAAAAAUCAUUCACAAACACAUGAAAAAAAAUAUAAAUGUAAAAUAUGUGCACGUUUAUUUUAUAAAUUUGAUAAUUAUGAUAAACAUAUUAAAAUACAUGAAACAAAACCACAUGCAUGCCAACAAUGUCAUACAUCAUUCACAAAACCACAAAGCCUUGAGCGUCAUUUAAAAAGUCAUAAAUCAUCAAAAUUUCAACCAUCAAUAUUUAAAAAAAUUAAUAAUAAUAAUAAUAGCAAUAAUAUUAAUAAAAAUAAUGAUGAUGAUAAUAAUAAAAAUAGUGAUAAUGAUAGUGGUGAUGGUGAUGAUGAUGAUAAUGAUAAUUUACAUAUGGAUAUUGAUGAUAAUUUUAAUAAACCACCUGGUUGUUUUAAGUGUACAGUAUGUGGACAAUUAUGUUCAACAUUAAAAAGUUUAAAAAGACAUUCAUUAUUACAUGGUGAUAAAAAAUAUUCAUGUACUGUUUGUGAACAAUGGUUUUAUCGUCCAGAUACAUUAAAAAAACAUGCUGAAAAACAUGGUCAUGGUUUGUUGGAUAAUUUAAUUGAUAAAAAUAAAUUAUAUGAUUCAUCUGAUGAUGAUUAUCCAUCAACGACAACAACAACAACACCAACAACAGCUACAUUAAAAAAUGAUAUUAAUACAAGUGGUGAUGAUGAUGAUGAUGAGGAAGAUGAUGACGAUGGUGGUGGAGGUGGUGAUAAUGACGAUGACAACCAUCAUGAUGAUGAAGACGAAGAUGAUAAUGUUAAUAAUGUUAAUGGUGAUUGUGGUGGUGGUGGCGACGAUGAUGAUGCUGCUGAUGAUGAUGAUAAUAAUAAAUAUAAAUGUCAACAUUGUGAUAAAAUAAUGAAAUCUAAAAAAGGUUUGAUACGCCAUGUAUCAAUGCAUAAACCAAAAGCUGAACCAGUAACAUGUGGUAUAUGUAAUAAAGUAUGUGCAAGUCAAGCAAGAUUAGCAUUACAUCAAAAAACUCAUAAUAAACCAAAAGAUAAAAUACCACGUGAAUAUUUAUGUCAUGUUUGUUCAAAAGUAUAUCCAAGUAAUUCAUCAUUAACAUAUCAUAUGAGAACACAUACUGGUAUUAAACCACAUGUAUGUAAAAUAUGUAAUAGUAGAUUUACAACAACAACAAGUCUUGCUAAUCAUACACGUAUACAUACUGGUGAUAAACCAUUUGUAUGUCAUGUUUGUAGUGCUGCAUUUGCUGUUAGUUCAGCAUUUCGUCGUCAUAUGACAAGACAUACUGGUGAAGCUAAUUAUUUAUGUAAAGAAUGUGGUAAAAGAUUUAAAAGAUUAAGUACACUUAAAGAACAUACAUAUACACAUUCGGGAGAAAAACCAUAUGUCUGUAAAAAUUGUGGUGUUGCAUACAGUCAUUCUGGUAGUUUAUUUGCUCAUCAAAAAAGAUGUAAAAUACAAUAUAAUGAUAUUAAUAAUGAACAACAUAAUAAUCAUAAUAUUAUUAUUAAUCAAAAUCAAAUUCAUGUUGCACAUCAUAUUCAUGUUAAUAAUGUACCAUCUGCUGUCAGAUCAUUGGGUGUUAUUGGUCCCAUGUUUUGAAUGACAUUUCAAUUAUUACUUUACAUUUAUAAUCUACUUUAUUUCAUUUUUUUUUACUCGAUAUACCAUUAAUUAAUUAUAGAAAUUAUCAUCUUCAUCAUCAUCAUCAUAUUAUAUCAUUUUGGUUCAUUAAAUUUUUAUAAAAAAAUGCAUUAUCAAUAUAAAUUUAACAAAUGAUAAAUUCAUUUGUUUUUUUAACUCUCUUAAUGAUUAAAAUUUACAAUCAUAUAUUAUUUUUUAUAGUAAUGAAUAAUUAUUAAUAAUUAAUCAAUAUACAUAUACUUUUAUAUAAAAAAAAUAGUAAUUAGGUUUUUUUUUUAUUAUUAUUGAAGAUAAUAAUCAUUGAAAAUUAUUAAUUUUUGGUACUAUAUUUGAAUGAUAUAUUUACAAUAAAAUUGUAUUAGAUAUUUAAAUAAUUUGAUAAUCAACGACCUGUGUAAUUUAGUACUACAUUUUUUUAUAAACAAAAAAAAAUAUACAAAUAUAUAUAUAGUUAUUAAAAUAGAUUGAUCUUUAUUCAUUUAAUUUACACAUUGAAAUUAAUUGUUUUUUUUUUUGAGAUUAAAAAAUUGA
Molecule: messenger RNA, 3619 nt
Organism: Aphidius gifuensis
Lineage: Eukaryota; Metazoa; Arthropoda; Insecta; Hymenoptera; Braconidae
Product: zinc finger protein 845-like
Exons: 2
Coding region: 245-3046 (933 amino acids)
Cellular component (GO): nucleus
Molecular function (GO): zinc ion binding
Source: RefSeq, a predicted model, not a curated record